Molecule: messenger RNA, 1140 nt
Organism: Exophiala bonariae
Lineage: Eukaryota; Fungi; Ascomycota; Eurotiomycetes; Chaetothyriales; Herpotrichiellaceae
Exons: 1
Coding region: 1-1140 (379 amino acids)
Biological process (GO): malate transmembrane transport
Cellular component (GO): membrane
Molecular function (GO): malate transmembrane transporter activity
Source: RefSeq, a predicted model, not a curated record
AUGGCAACAGGGGGCAUAUCGCUCCUCCUCUCACCCAAGAACCAACCGCACACCUUUACCGGGCUCGAAACGAUUGGCAAGGUCGUCUACAUCUGGGACCUCGUCGUGUUCAGCGGUGUGACACUGGCCAUCACCUACCGCUUCGUCAAAUGGCCAUACACGCUGCGCACCUCACUCACGCACCCAACGGAAUCACUUUUCUUCGCGACGUCAUUCCUCUCCGCGGCCAGCAUCAUCGCGGGCCUCGCACAGUACGCCAUUCCCAACUGCGGGCCGUGGCUCGUGACCGUCUACCGGGUCCUCUUCUGGAUCUACUUCGCGCUGACAUUCCUCGUGGCCGUGGGAAUGUACAGCCUGCUGUUCACCAACCCGCGGCUCAAGAUCCAGGACAUGACGCUGGCGUGGGACCUGCCGAUCUUCCCGUUCAUGCUGUGCGGAACAAUCGCGAGCUCGGGCCUCGAGUACCAGGCCAAGGAGUACGCGAUGCCGAUGCUGUUCGCCGGGCUCACCGCCCAGGGCCUCGGCAUGAUGGUCUCCAUGUGUAUGUACGCUAGCUACGUGCGCCGCAUGAUCAACUACGGCUUCCCCAGCCCGGAGUCGCGCCCCGGCAUGUUCAUCGCCGUCGGGCCCCCCAGCUUCACCAGCCUCGCCAUCAUCGGCCUCGCGGAGAAAUGGCCCCAAGGGUAUGACUAUUUCGGGCCCGACGACAUCACGGCCCAGGUCGUGCGUGUCGUCGCCCUGCUCGCCGCCGUCUUCAUCUGGAGUCUGUCGCUGUGGUUCUUCGCCAUCGCCGUCGUCAGCUGUCUCGCCGUCUAUCGCACAUUCCGCUUCCGACUGAACUGGUGGGCGUUUGUGUUUCCGAACGUCGGCUUCGCGCUCGCGACCAUCAAUAUCGGGAACGCCCUGCAGAGCCAGGGCGUCUUGUGGGUCGGGUCGAUCAUGACCGUCGGCCUGGUCGCCUUGUAUCUCUUCGUGCUGCUCAACCAUGUGAGAGCCCUGCUUACGAGGGAGGUGCUGUACUUCGCCAAGGACGAGGAUCGCGCUUACAAGCAGGAGCAUCAGGGGAAGAUGGAGGCCAGGAUUGCUGGUGAUCAUGCCGAUGAGAAGAAAUGUGCGGGGUGCUUGGAUAAGCAGCAUUGA